GCAAGAUGGCCGCGGCUGAGGAGGAUGGUGGUGUUGGGGCUGAAGCCGACCGGGAAUUGGAAGAGCUUCUGGAGAGUGCUCUUGAUGAUUUUGAUAAGGCCAAACCCUCUCCAGCACCCCCUCCUACCACCAUGGCCCCUGAUGCUUCGGGGUCCCAGAAGAGAUCGCCGGGAGACACUGCCAAAGAUGCCCUCUUCGCCUCCCAAGAGAAGUUUUUCCAGGAACUGUUUGACAGCGAGCUGGCUUCCCAAGCCACUGCAGAAUUCGAGAAAGCAAUGAAGGAGUUGGCUGAGGAAGAGCCCCACCUGGUAGAGCAGUUCCAAAAGCUCUCAGAGGCUGCUGGGAGAGUAGGCAGUGAUGCGACUUCCCAACAAGAAUUCACUUCUUGCCUAAAGGAGACAUUAAGUGGACUAGCCAAGAAUGCCACUGACCUUCAGAACUCUGGCAUGUCAGAAGAGGAGCUAACCAAGGCCAUGGAAGGGCUGGGCAUGGACGAAGGAGAUGGGGAAGGGACCAUCCUCCCCAUCAUGCAGAGUAUCAUGCAGAACCUCCUGUCCAAGGAUGUGCUGUACCCGUCACUGAAGGAGAUCACAGAAAAGUAUCCAGAAUGGUUGCAGACUCACCGAGAAUCUCUACCUCCAGAGCAGUUUGAAAAAUAUCAGGAACAACACAGUGUUAUGGGCAAAAUAUGUGAACAGUUUGAGGCAGAAACCCCCACAGAUAGUGAGGCCACUCAAAAGGCUCGUUUUGAGGUGGUGCUGGAUCUCAUGCAGCAGCUACAGGAUUUGGGCCAUCCUCCAAAAGAGCUUGCUGGGGAGAUGCCUCCUGGCCUCAACUUUGACCUGGAUGCCCUCAAUCUCUCGGGCCCACCAGGUGCCAAUGGCGAACAGUGUCUGAUCAUGUGAAACACAACAUGCUUUCCCUGAUUCCCAGCCGUGGGGGAACGUCUGGAGUCAGCAGAACCACUGGGAGCUGAGGCAGGAGUGUCGUCUACAGGAGUGGUCUGCCCACUGCCAUCUGUCAUCCCACCCAAGAUUGUGCCAUACCAGCUGAGGCUUUUUCUCUGUCUCUCUAGGAAUAAGGCCUGUUCUGCAGAUCAUUUAUGUGAACCCUUUCCAUUGUGGUUUCUGCUGCCAGCAAAGGCCCAGCUACCUACCAGGUGAAGGAAGGUGUCCCUUUUGGGGCAUGCACCUUCUUUCCUCUCCCAAAAUAAUGUUAUACAGGGCCACACUGAGUUCACUUUUGUACCCAGGGUCUUCGUGCCUUGUCUCUACUCCCUGUCUUGGACCUGGGGAGCAGGGACAGAGUCCUAGGACUCUAUAUUUCUAUAGUUCUCUUGGGCAGCACCUGUGGGAAUGAAUGGGGAGAAACUUAGCCUGGGCUGGGGGUUUAGGUCUGUCACCACACCCUCUUGCCUUCAGACUGUUCUGAAUUCUCUGAAGGGAAAGUAAGUGGGGGGGCUUUUGCAUCUAAAAAUGCUACUCUUUCACAGUAGGUUGAAAGAGAAGCCCUGGGAUUCUCCUCUCUCCAGGUACAGAGUCCUCAACUGCCUGUUCCAGCCUGAAAACUCAAGUAGCUGCCCUGUUCUUUCUAUAAUGCUAUGUGAUCUGGGUGAACUCAGCCCUUGACCUUCCUUUACCCCCUGCCUCUCCUCUCAUCUCCCUAUUUUAAAUACCUCUUUAUUCCAACCCUUCUCUGAGCCCAAACUGUGACAAAGAAAGACCCAUCCUGUUUACCCUCAUCUAGUCCAUCCACCACCCUCACUGGCCCCCCUGUCUCCCUGGCAAAUGUAUAUAAUUAUAGUGUCAGGUCUAGGAAAUGAAUUACUGUUCUUCCCCAGAUACAUUUUGGCUUAUUUGAGACAUCUGAUUCCUUUGAAUCCUGUUCAUUGAUUCAGGGAGGUAGCUUGGGAAAUUGGGGGUGGGAUGCAGCCUGGGUCCUUUUUCCUGACUAAUAAAUAUUCUGAG
Lipotes vexillifer (Yangtze River dolphin) is the source of this 1967-nucleotide messenger RNA. RefSeq names its product peroxisomal biogenesis factor 19 (gene PEX19). NCBI's taxonomy places the organism in Eukaryota, Metazoa, Chordata, Mammalia, Artiodactyla, Lipotidae. The transcript is spliced from 8 exons. Gene Ontology annotation, biological process: protein import into peroxisome membrane. The record is from RefSeq and is a predicted model, not a curated record. Gene Ontology annotation, cellular component: peroxisome; peroxisomal membrane. Bases 6 to 905 code for a protein of 299 amino acids.